UUUAGGUUUUCAUCGUCAAUCGUUUUGUAACGAGUUUUCUCAGAUCCAGAAAUCGCGAUGCGAGUUUGCAGUCUGAAUUAGCCUAUUAAUGCGACUUACAUUUUGAAACAAAUACAGUCAAAUUGCUCUCAAUUCCCCAAAUCCUCCUCCAUUUCUCUCCUCCGUCAGCCGCCUCCUCCUCGCCGGCAAAUGGAAGAGAAGCACUCAACGAUGAGUUCCUCCCCAACAUCAAGCAAUUACUCUCACAAGACCACUCAAGAGCUCGCCGUCGAAGGCCAGAAGCACCUCGAGGAGACGAUCCAAUCCGCCUUCUUAAUCCUCUCCGCCAUGAACGACGAGCUCUGCAACGCUGCGCUUUGGUCCAACACAUCGUCCUCCGCCUCCGCCGCACCUCCUGGCGGCACUAAUCCCGGCGGUGGUCCCGCUAGCAUGAAUAACGGCCACCACGACGUGUCUUCGGACUCUUCUUCCGCGUCUUCCUCUGCCUCCGCGUCGCAGUCCCACACUCAGCAUCAUAAUAGCUUCGAGAUUGGCGGCGGCGCCCUCGACGAAGCUAGGCUGCAGUAUAAGGCCUCCAUCGCGUCCCUGCGUUCAGUCCUCCUCGCGAUUUCGAAUGCGCAGAAGGUUAAAUCGUCUGAAUCAGUUUUGACGAGUUCAGGAUCUGUGGCCGAUCAAACAGAAAUAGAGAAGCUUGAAGAGCAAGCCUCUAUCUUAAGAACGGAACUUGCAGAGAAGAACAAGUAUCUCAAGAUUCUGAUAGAUCAGCUUCGUGGCCUUCUAGGCGAUAUAUCCACGUGGCAAAGUCCCUGCACAGUAUGAGGCUGAUUUCUUAUGAGAAAUAGUAAUGUCCCGCAAGGAAAUUCAAGAAACUGUUUGAUGGUGGCUGAAAAGAGAUGGAGCAUACAACAAUUCUCCAAGUCACAUUUAACAUUGUAUUGAUCGUGCUAUCUUCUUGUCUUGUCUUCUUCAUACUGAUAUUUUCUCAAUAUAUUUGAUGAAAUGACAAAUAUUAUGGUGAAA
Molecule: messenger RNA, 1020 nt
Organism: Salvia miltiorrhiza (redroot sage)
Lineage: Eukaryota; Viridiplantae; Streptophyta; Magnoliopsida; Lamiales; Lamiaceae
Product: mediator of RNA polymerase II transcription subunit 30-like
Exons: 4
Coding region: 190-819 (209 amino acids)
Cellular component (GO): mediator complex
Source: RefSeq, a predicted model, not a curated record